UUUUAAUGGACUUUAAUUUUUAGAACAGUUUUAGUUCACAGCAAAAUUGAGCAGAAGGUACAGAGAUUUCCCAUAUAUCCAAUGCCUCCACAUGUGCAUAGUCUCUGCAUAUAUGCAAGUUUUUAAUUAUCAAAGGCAAGCGUUGCCUUUUUUUUAUUUACACAAGUAAAAACACACCCACUGAAAAUAUAGAAAAUACAGAAAAGUAAAAAGAAGUAGAGACAAAAAUUACCCAUGAUUCCAUCACCUGUAAACAACUAUUGCUGACAUUUUAAUGUAUUUCUUUCUCAUCUUUUUUCUUUGCAUUUUUAAUAAGUAAUUUUCACUCUGCCCGCUUAUUAUAAAAUAAUGUUCUAUAAACUCUUCUUAAACAUGAUUUUUUAAAAAAUGGCUGCAUAAUUUAGCAUCACAUAGAAGAUAUCAUACUUUAUACUUUAUUUAACCAGUCUCUACUCUUAAAAAUAAUACUAAGAUGAUCAUUUUUAACAUAAAUGUGUGGGUAUAGUGUCAUUUUCUUGGUUUUACUUCUUAGACAUAGAAUCAUUGACUCAAAUGGUAUAAACAUGUUUACAUUUUGUAGUAUAUACCACAUAAAUAUUUCCCCCAAAAUAUAUGGAAAAUGAGCAAGAUCGCUGAGAAUCAAAGAAAUACAAAUAAUGAGAUAACAUUUUCACCCAUUUGUAUUGCCAAAGAUUAAAAGACUGACAUUGCCCAGCGUUGAUGAGGAUGAGGGGACACGUGUUCUUUGAUAGCUAUGUUGGUAAGAAAGCAAGUGGAUUUCUUGGCUAUUUAAAAUUAUAUAUACAAAUAACACAUGAAUGCAUCCUUGUAAAAAUUCUCUUAAUACAGAAAUAUACAGAGUGAAAAUUAAAAGUUCUCUUCCAGUCACUCAUCUCCACUCUCAGUUGGUUGGCACAUUUCUGGAGGGCAGUCUGGCAACAAGUAUAAAAGUUUAACAUAUGUCUAUUCUUUGACCCAGAAUUUUCACUUCUAGAAAUAUAUCCUAAGGAAAUCAUAGGGUAAGUUUCCAGGAAUAUAGAAGGAUGGUUCAUCCCAAUAUUAUUCAUAAUAACAACAGCUGACCCUUAUCAGCAUUUUGCUAUGUGCCAGAAACUGGUCUAAAAAACAUAACAUGUUCACUCACUGGAUUCUGACAACCGCCGUGUGAUAACAGUAGGUAUUAUGGUUAUUCCCAUUUUAUUGACGAGAAAGCUGAGGUCCAGAGAGGUCACAAAGCUCGUAAGUGGCUCUAGGGAUCCAAAGCUAGGCAGCCUGACUCCGAGGUCCUUGCUCUCAACCUCCACACUCUAUUGCCUCGACUGCUAUAAUGGGGAAAACAUAGGAAUACAUUGAACUGUCUUUCAGAAGGGAAUGUAAUAAAUAAAUUAUGGUACAUCCACACAAUAUCAUCAGCUUUCACAAUGUUGCUGUAGAUUGAUAUUCAUUGACAUGAAAGAGAAAAAAAGGAAGCAAUGCAACUAUGUAUUUAUAACUCCAUUUCUGUUUUUUUAUUUAUGUAAUUAUGAGGAAUUAUGUAAAUUUAUCUGUACCCAAGGAAAAAAGUUUGGAAAAAAGGACCAACACCAAAAUGUUCACUGUCAUUUUUUUGUGGGAGGCACCAUGAUAGGUGUCUUUUUUUCCUCUUAGUACAUUUCCCUAUUCAGGAAGUAAAACGAUCCUGUAUUACUCUUACAAUUUUACUUUUACUGAGAAAAGCAGUCAAGCUAUUUUUAAAGGGUUGUGACAAUUGCUGCUUUUGUCAGUGAAUGUGAGAGUGCUGCUGGUUAUUUUUCAAACAGAAAGCGGAGCUGCUUCACGCCACACCCAGAUAAAGGGCUCUGGGCGGCACUCUGGCCCCUGGCAGUACAGAGGUUUCCUGUUUCUCUGCGGCCCAGAUGCAUAGCCUCCACCACUGUCCUACAGAGCGGGGCGUAAAUGUCUCUGGGCACCCAACCACAGCGCCCUCUGGCUGCAUUUCCAUUUUCUGGCCUCAAGACAUUCUGAUUGUUGCUUCAUUCAACACACCGAGCCCUGUCUCUUACCCUGGUAGUUCUGCCUUCUAGAACACACCAACUACCUGGAACCUCAGAAACAAUACCUUAAAUAACCCAUGAGGGAGACUUGGCAAACUUGGUGGUUCUAUGCCCUCUCUAUCUACCUACCUAUCUGCCUCUCUGUCUGUGUCUUUAUUGAUUUUGUUCCAUGAAGUUGCGAGAGGGAUCUAGCAUAAAGUAUCUCUAAUAAGGAGACAAAAAUCAGUCUAAAUGAAGUGCAUCGAGAAUAAUGUAUUCAAGUGAGUCACAAACAUGGAUUUGGUGACACUUGGCAGUCAGGCACUACUUGGGGACACAUAGAGGGAGCUCACAAUCUACAGGCGAGGAGACAUCGAUCACUUCAGAGAGAAGGUGACAUUUCAGUUGGAUUUUGAAAGAGGAGUAGGGGUUUGUCAGGUGGAGAAGUGGGAGAAGGGCCUUCCAGGCAGAGGGAACAGUAAGUGCGAAGACGUGGAGGCAGGAAGGAGUUUGGCAUGCUCGGGGAACACAGAGCCCAGGACAGCUCAACUGCAAUACCUACACUAGGUAAGUAUUGAGGACAGUGGCUCCGGAGCGUUUAGAUUAAGACCAUGUUUAUAAGGAGCUGAGACAUCUGAACCUUAUAUUCAACAGGAAGCUAGCAAAGACUUUGAUUCCAUGGAGGACCAUAAGCAGACCCACAUUUUAGAAAAUUAAUACUAGCCACAAAAUGUCACUGAAGAAACUGAAACAAUUAAAAGGGAACUUCCACCAAUUCCCGUCACCACGUUUCCCUAUCUGCCGGCACCUGACCACACACACUGCCUUCCGCCGGCUACCGUGAAUGAACGGAGGGGUGUCCCCUCUAAGUCAGUCCCUCCACAUGUGCACAACAGUUCAUUUCCUCCUUCCUCCUCAAGGACUGGCUCCAGAAAUUCUCCAUCUCUUGCCUACAUUAACGAAUUUUAUCUUUCUAUGGCAUCGUUGACAUCAGCCUAUAAAUAUGCUGUUAUUCUUCCUCUCUUAAGAAAUCCUCUCUUGACCCCACUUCUCCUUCCAGCCGCUGAACCAUUUCUUUCUUUACAAAACCCUUUGAAAGAGUUGUCGUAGUCAAUGUCACCAAUUCCUCGUCUUGUCCUUUCCCUUACAUCCACUCCCAUCAGGCUUUUUCUCCCUCUGCUCCACCAAAACUGCUCUGAUCAAGGUCCCGAAUGACUCUACAUUACUAACUCGAAUGGUCAAUUCACAAUCCUUAAAUGACUCGACAUCUCCCCUUUCCUAGAAACACUUUCUUCACUUGGUACCCUGGACCUCACACACCUAGAUUUCUUCCUACUCAUUGAUGCUUCUUCUGUUUCCUUGAUUGAUUCCCCUCCUACCCCAGCCUCUUCACGUUGUUAUGUCCCAGGAUUUGGACUUUGGCCCCCUUCUCCUCUCUAUCUAUGUUCACUCCUUGGUGAGCUCAUCCAUCUGCAUACUGACAAUCCCCAAUUUCGUAUUUCUAGCCCAGAUCUCCCCACUGAACCCCAGGCUUAUUUAUCCAACUGCUUUCUCAACAUCUCCAUUUAGAGGCCUAAUAAUUACCUCAAACUUAACAUGUCCAAAACUGAGCUCCCGAUCUUCCUCCCCAAAUCUGCUCCUUCUGCAGUCCUCCCACCUCAGCCAUGCAAUUCUAUCCUUCCAGUCACUCAGGCCAAACACUCUGGAGUCAUCAUCAGCAAUACUUUCUUUUCUCUUGCACCUCACAUCCAAUCUGUUAGCAAGUCCCAUUGGCUCCAACAUCAACAUAUAUCCAGGAUCUGACACAACUUUCUGCUUCCAUUGCUGUGACUCUGAUCCAAGACAUCUCACCUAGAUUGUUAUCAUCCAGAUUAUUGCAGGAACUUCCUAAGGAGUCUCUUUAAACCCCUGCUCCUCUCCUUCAGUCUAUUCUCCACUCCUAAAGAAUGAUCCUUUUAAAACUAAGUCAGCUCAUAUUGCUUAUAACCUUCCAAUAGGUCCUCAUGCAUUUCAGAGCAAAGGCCAACAUUUUCACAAUGGCCCACAAAGCCCUAUAUAACAGCCUUUCAUUACUUACUCAGUAUGUUAUUGCAUCUGCCUCCCUUUGCAUGAAUAUUAGCUCCACUUGGGCAGAGGAUUUUUGUCUGUUGUCAGCACUCAAUCCAUGUUUUUUGAAUGAAUAAAUGAAUGUAGAAGAAGGAUCAGAGUGAGGAGAGGCUAAAAGAUGGGGGACCAGUCAUGAGGUGUUGGAAUUGCCCAGGUAAAGUUAUGAAACCUUGAAUCAGGAACGUGUAAUGGGAAAGGCAUGGUGGAAUGUAGUUCAGAGCCAUUUUGUGCCAUAAAUUUACCAGACAUGGUGACCAAAUCAAUGUUGAGGAGGAGGAGUUGAGCAGAUGUCAAAGAGAGUCCUCAGCACCAGCUUGAACAGCAAGAUAGGCAGAGGGGCACCGGUAGAGUUUUAGUUUGGAAAUGUUGAGUUUCAGCAGGAGAUGUUCAGUAAGCAGUCAGAAUAACCAUAACCAAUCCUCUCUUCUUUUUGGAAGCUACUAAACUGAAAAUAUAUAUGGUUUGUAUUAUUGUUGUACAGUCCUUCUUGGUUAAAAUAUUAAUUCUGCCAGUUUAGUAAUUGUUAUUAGUUAGAAAGCAACUAAUGUAUGCUCCAGGAUCCAGUUAGGCUUAUCAGAUGAUAAGAUCUGAUUUAAAAAUAAUUUUUCAUAUUAUACGAAUAAUAUAUAUUCAUUUGUCAAAUGAUCUUGGAAGUUAAAUGUUUCUCUCUCCAAGAGGUGGUAAACCAUCCAAACUGUGGGUAUAAACUUGGCGAUAACAAAUUCCUUAAUUUAUAUUCAUUUGGCAAGUCAUCCACAUUUAUUUUAGUAGUUUACAAAUGUCUUACUGACUCAGAGCAGGAAUUGUCUAAUUAUUUUGACCCAAGAGCCUAGCCUUCUUUUUGCGGCAUUUUCCCCAUGUUGGCACUGCGGCUGUCACUGCUCCCCACCUUGGGCCCUGCCACUUGGAGUGACAUUGCUCUCCAGGAGCUUAUGUUGGGGGUCUCUGCUAGUCACCCGGCAGCUCCAGGUGCAGGCUGUGGCCACGUUUACAGACUAGAACCCACGGGCUACAGAAGAUUUGAGAUUUGCCCGAGGUAGAAAAUUCCAAGUAAGCUUCAGGAUGAAAGCGGGAAGAGGACAGCAAACCCACUCCUGCCAGCAUGUGUGCAAGAAAAACAAAGAAGCGUGGAAAUUGGUAGAGGAAAACAAAAUUCAUCGACCUCUUCUAGGAAAGGAUGAUCUGGCUUAACAGAGAAGUGGAUCUCUCGUGCAGGUCUUUUCACCUUCAGGGAGGCAGCUGAGUUGUGGUUGUGUCAGAAGAGUUGGAAUCUUAGCAACUGAGAGCCACUCUUGGCCUCACUGAGCCUCAGUUUCCUCAUCUGUAAACUGGGAGAAUCACACUGACUCCCAAGGCUGGAGUGAGGUCCAAUGAGGUAACAUGGAUGAAUGUUUUGUAAACUCGAGGUGCCUUAUACCUGCUCUCAGAAGCCUCCUAGUGAGGGCGCAGUGUAUUUUGAUCCUUCAUGGGAAUAAAACAGCUUGAGGCAGCUUUUCCUAAAAUUGCUCCUUCCUUCUCCCCACACCCGCAUCCCAUUUUCCAACCCGUUCCUGUGCUUUUUCUUCAUAGCCAGUAUCACGGCCUGAAAACAUGCUUGUUUCUUCUCUCUUCCCCAGCAGACGGUCAGCUCUGGGAGAGGAGGACUCUGCCGUCUUGUUCACCACUGUCUCUCCAACUGCCCAGAAGGCCUGAUGUAUAUAGUAGGUGCUUAAUAAAUAGUUGUUGAAUGUUGAACAAUGGGUGAAUGCAUAAUCUGUUUCUUCCAGGGGCAAGAUGGGGUAGCAGUCAAACAGCUGGUUCUCAAACUUUGAUUUGCUUGUUUCAGGUGCAGUUUCCCCACCCCAGGGGCAUUCUGAUUUAGCAGGACUGGCGGUCUACUGAAUUUGCUACUUUUAACAAGUGCCCCGGGUGAUUCUGUUGCUAAGUCACUAAGAAAGUUACUGUGAAUCAGACAAAUCUUGUUUUGACUCCAUCCUGCCACUUUCUAGCUGUAUGACCUUAAGGAAGUAACUUAACUUCUCUGAGCCUAUUUCCUUAUCUGUAAAAUAGGAAUGACAACAUUCUCACGGAGUUGUUAUGAGAAUUAAAUCAGGUAAUGGAUGUAAAGUUUUUGGCAUAAUGCCAGUUAUGCAGUUAGCUUUCAUUGUUAUUUUUAUUAUCAUUAUUAUUUUAUGGUUAUGUCCUGGCAGGAGAAUUUUCUCCCUGGAGGAUCCCUCUGGGGAAUCCCCUCAAAGUGUGGUCUGGACCAGCAGCUCAGCAUCACCUGGAGCUGGUUAGAAAUGCACACUCUCUGCCCCACUCCGGACCUGCUGAAUCAGAAUCUGCAUUUUACUAAGAUCCCUAGGUGAUUUGUUUGCACGUUCAAGUUUGAAAAGCACUGUUCAAAGUCACCUGUACUGUUUUCUUCCUGUCUCUAAUUUCAGAGCCUGCCCUGAGGUUCAUAAGCCCUGGCAACCCAGAGACCUCUUGAUCCUGGACCCAGCUCACUCCAGCUGAGGACACCAGGAGGAGGGAUACCCUCAGCGAGCCCCAGCUAAUCCCACAGGUUCUGAACAAGUGACUGUGGAGCCAGGGGAUGGACCCAAACUCUGGUGUGCUUUCCCCUCCAUCCCCGGCCUGCUCCCAUCUGGCAGAACUCUGUAUGGAAGGUGGGAGAAGCCCAUCCGCUCAAGAGCAGAGCAGAGACUUCCCUUUUCCCUGGAGCCCGGUCCCCAACUCCAGCCUCGCUGACCCUGAUUGGUUUUGGGAUGAGCACAUCCAGGCAAAGAGAGCCAGAGUGGAGACCACCGUCCGAGGCAUGUGCCUCUCCCCUAACCCUCUAGUGCCGGUCAACAUCCGAGCCAGGGACAGCCCACGCUGCCCAGAGAAGGUCCGGGAGCGGAAGAGGAAGCAGAGCCUUCCCACGCAGCAAGGGCCUCUGAAGCCAGGCCCUGCCAGGGACCAUGGCAGCAGGAAGGGGGGCCCUCGGGUGAGAGAACAGCUUCAUCUGCUGAAGCAGCAGCUAAGACAUCUGCAGGAGCACAUCCUACAGGCUGCUGAGCCCAGAGACACGGCCCAGGGCCCAGGAGGCUCUGAGAAGGGGAGGGGCCCUCUGAGUGUAAAGCAGAGGAAUGGCUAUGGUUCUAGGCCCUGGGCUAAGGGCAGUGACCACCAGCAGGGUUCCAAUGGGGACUUCUCCAGGGUGGAAAAACACAGAGUAUCUCAGGUUGAAUACCAGUCUGAGGAACCCAGGUUCAUUCCUUCUGGAACACGGGCUUUGCUGGAGAUUCUGAGGAAAGAAUUGACCGGGGCAGUGUCCCGGGCUGUGGACUCAGUAUUACAAAAGGUUCUAUUGGAUCCUUCAGGCCAUCUGACUCAGCUGGGCAGAAGCUUCCAAGGGCUGGUGCCAGAGGGUAGAAGUGAGCCCUCACCUCCUAAGGGAGGUGCCUGUAAAGAUCCACUUCCUCUGGCUACCUUGUCCAGGAGGGCUCAGCCACAGGCUGGGGUCCCACUGGGAAACGUAUCACUGGCCAAGCCUCUAGAUUCUCCUAGGUACCCUGUCUCCCCAAGAAUGAUCCCUAACCCCUAUCAGGGUGCCCCAGCAAACUGUCCCUUGACUGUGCCUUCCCACAUCCAGGAAAAUCAGAUUCUUAGCCAGCUUCUGGGUCAUGGACCCAAUGGUCACUGGAACAGCUGUCUUCCCCAGGACUCAUCUUCCCAAAGUCACCCCUCCUCAGAGUCUGCCCUGCAACCUUGGGGUGCUGUCAAACUGCGACCGUCGGUUUUGGACCAGCAGCCGUACCCUCUGCCCUUCACUUCCACCCGUGUGGAAAGACUGCCCCUUCUUCCCUCGGUGAAGAUGGAACAGGGCGGCCUGCAGGCUGUCACAGAUGCACUUCCUUUUCCUUCCUCGCAUAUCCAGGAGGGCCUAAACCCUGGUCACUUGAAGAAGGCCAAACUAAUGUUUUUCUUCACGCGCUACCCCAGCUCCAACCUCCUGAAGGCUUAUUUCCCUGACGUUCAGUUCAACCGCUGCAUUACCUCUCAGAUGAUCAAGUGGUUCAGCAACUUUCGUGAGUUUUAUUACAUCCAAAUGGAGAAAUUUGCCCGGCAAGCGAUUUCAGAUGGUGUCACAAAUCCCAAAAUGCUGGUGGUACUCCGCGACUCAGAACUUUUUCGAGCUCUCAAUAUGCACUACAACAAGGGAAAUGACUUUGAGGUUCCAGAUUGCUUCUUGGAAAUUGCCAGCUUGACGUUACAGGAGUUCUUCAGGGCUGUCUCCGCAGGGAAAGACUCAGAUCCUUCCUGGAAGAAACCCAUUUAUAAAAUUAUUUCGAAACUGGACAGUGACAUCCCAGAGAUAUUCAAAUCUUCCAGCUAUCCCUAGGAGUUGAUUCGGAAUUAAGAUCCCACAAAGUGAGGAGCAACUGGCCAGGGUUUUCUGAGUUUGUCUUAAAUGGCAGUUAGUAUAGCUGUAGUCAUAUAAAAAGGGCAUAAGAAGAAAUCCCCCAAAUAAGUACUAUUACCAUUUCUGAUCAUUUAUUUCCGUUUCCAGAACCAUCUAGAAGUUUAACUUUAACUAUAAAAUAUAACAACCAAGUGUAAUGGUGUGUUGGUAGCAUAUCGUAAAGGAACACAACAGUUUGGAAUCAGAAGACUUAAAUCUCCGCUCCACUGUUUCCAGGUGUCGUGACCCUGGGAACUUGCAGGUAUCUCUGCACCUGUCAGACGAGGCUGUAAGGAUUAAAAGAUGAUAUGUCCUAAAGUACUCUGUGAAAUGUUACUCACUACACAAAUGUUAGUUUUUCCUCCUUGGCUUUCAAUAAGGUUAUCUUAUUUGGAUUUUUUACAAAUUGCUGGUUUUAGUUACCUAUUUAUCAAGCUUUACCUAUUUGCUAGACACUUUCAAAUAUAUUCUCGUUAAGCUUUUCAUCCUGAAAA
Molecule: messenger RNA, 9038 nt
Organism: Equus caballus (horse)
Lineage: Eukaryota; Metazoa; Chordata; Mammalia; Perissodactyla; Equidae
Gene: PROX2
Product: prospero homeobox 2
Biological process (GO): regulation of transcription by RNA polymerase II
Cellular component (GO): nucleus
Molecular function (GO): RNA polymerase II cis-regulatory region sequence-specific DNA binding; DNA-binding transcription factor activity, RNA polymerase II-specific
Source: RefSeq, a predicted model, not a curated record